Jaculus jaculus (lesser Egyptian jerboa) is the source of this 3792-nucleotide messenger RNA. It is a transcript of the gene Cracdl, whose product is annotated as CRACD like. The transcript is spliced from 10 exons. The coding region runs from base 198 to 3122 and encodes 974 amino acids. The record is from RefSeq and is a predicted model, not a curated record. NCBI's taxonomy places the organism in Eukaryota, Metazoa, Chordata, Mammalia, Rodentia, Dipodidae.
UCAUAGUUGCUUCUUCUGGGUGCUUCGGAGUCAUCUUGGGCAGGCUGAUGCUGUGGUCCCUCCCAUACUUGGUUUGUGUGUCUCUCACUGUCAGGAGGCCUGAUAUCACUAGUCUGGUCAGUGGUGCCUAUACCAGGAGCAGCCAACAUUUUAAACUCCAGUUUUCUCCAAGCUGAUUGGAAACCAGUGACCUGGACAUGAUUUCCACAAGGGUAAUGGACAUUAAACUUCGGGAGGCUGCCGAAGGCCUUGGGGAAGAUGGCUCAGGAAAGAAAAAAUCCAAAUUCAAAACAUUUAAGAAGUUGUUUGGGAAGAAGAAGAGAAAGGAAUCGCCUUCGUCUGCAGAAAACAGCACCUGGAAACCAAACCAGGCCCAGAGUGAGGUCAUCGCCAUUGAGUCAGGCCCAGUAGGCUAUGACUCUGAAGAUGAACUUGAGGAGUCCAGAGGCACAUUGGGCAGCCGGGCCCUUUCACACGAUAGUAUUUUCAUUCCUGAAUCUGGACAGGACCCUGCUCGGCCUGUGAGAGUAUUUUCCCAAGAAAAUGUGUGUGACCGGAUUAAGGCUUUGCAGUUAAAAAUACAGUGCAAUGUGAAAAUGGGGCCACCACCUCCCGGGGCCCUUCCCACCAAGCGAGCAGAUGAUACUGGCAUGAGCUCUGAGGAUGACGGGCUGCCCCGGAGCCCCCCAGAGAUGUCCUUGCUACAUGACGUGGGUCCCAGCACAACCAUAAAGAUCUCUUUAGUGUCCUCAUCCCGGCCACAAUCUCCAGACCACACAAGCAAUGCCACUGUCUCCUCUCAGACCUUGGACAGCAGCCUGGCACCUGUGGCUGACUUCAGCCACCCUCCGGAAUUCUCGUCCUGCCUGGACAACUCUGCAGCUAAGCACAAGCUCCUGGUGAAGCCCCGCAACCAGCGGUCAAGUAAAAUGAGGCGUCUGUCUUCGAGGGCCCAGUCUGAAUCCCUGUGCGAUCUGACAUGGACCCUAGAAGAGGAAGACUAUGAAGAGAAAUCACUGCCACAAGUCAGAGCAGAAGAGAGCCCCAGUUCUGGGCAGCAGGAGUUGAUGUUAGACAGACAACCUGAGCCUGGAGGGCUGGCCACCUUGCUGGCCCCUGGAGGGGCUCGUGCCAGACGUGCCCGCCUACAGCACAGCCCAGCGCUCAGUGCCAGCAUGGAGGAAGGAAGCUCCCCCGCAGAUGAGGCCUCAAGCCACCCUGCCACCCCUGAGGUCAUUGAGACCAUGGUCGUCCCAGCCCCCUGCGGGGAGGCUCCAUCUUUGCCAGAAGGUUCCCCACACCCCAGUCCCCACAGAGAAAUCCAGAAGGAAGAGCUGCCCGCUGUAGGCCCGAGUCCCCCAGUGGAGGACACGGCUGAGGAGAUGGUUUGCGCUUCUGGAGAUGCAGAAACCCCAUUAUCUACCCACGUCACUGAGGAGAGUGCAGCUCCUUCCGAGGGGGCCACUCCACCUUCCCAAGGGGAUUCAGGGCCUCCCGAGGGCGACGGCGCACUUCUGGAGGACACAACACCUCCCGAGGACACCACAGCCCCCGAGGGGAGCACCACUCUUCCCAAAGGGGACACGACGCCUUCCGAAGCGGACACGACACCUCUUGGGACUGUCAUUGCCACCACCUUACAGGUAGAGGCACCUUCUGGUCCGGAUGGACAGGACCAAAGGGUCCAGGAGGAGGCGGCGCCCACCGCGGUGACCACGGUGGCCAGCAGCCCAGAGGCAGCAGGGACGGAAUCCACCCAGGCCCUGGCCCGGAGCCCUCCGGGGCCCAAGAGCUGCCUGAAGCACAAGGGUCCGGCCGUGGACGCAGCAGCCCCCACGGGGCCCCCCGCGCCCGCGCCCGCGGAGUCGCCUCCCGGGGAGCCCCGCGCGCGCGCCCAGGACGAGGCGACGGCCCCGGAGCGGCCCCUGCCCGCGGGGCCCGAGAGGGCGGCGCCGGGGCGCAGGAGCGAGCCGCGGGGCGCCCGGAAGUUCUCGGUGAGCUCGUGCCGCGCGCGCGCCCGCGCCGGCGCCUCCCGCGCGCUGCUGAGGAGCGGCCCGGCCUGGCGGAGCGAGGCGGCGCUCGACGACCUCCCGGGGCCGCCCGAGCCCCCGCCGCGGAAACUCGACCCCCCAAAGCCGAAGCCGGCAGACGCCGACCCCGGGGACGUCGUGGCCGGACCCGGCCGCAGUCCCCAGGAUGCGGCGCCCGCUCUGGGCGCUGGAGAGCCCGGGGCGGCUCAGGAGGCAGCCCCGAGCGGGGAGCGAGGCGCCUUCCCGGUCAAACUGCGCUCCACCUCCCUCUCCGCCAAGUUCAGAGACGGCGCUGCCCCGGAAGCAAAGGGGCUCAAGAGAUACAGCGCCGAGAUGCGGCUGGAGAGAGGGGGCCUGACCCUGCUCCCUAAGGAGGAGCAGCGGCACCUCGGAGCUGCCCCCGGGCCCCGAGGCACCAAGUCGCCCAACGGCCAAGGCAAGGGGAAGGCCAGGUCUCCUGAGCAGCCCAGCGCCAAGCCGCCCCUGCCCAGGAAGCCACUUCUGCAGAGCUUUACCCUCCCGUACCCACCCGCGGGCCCCGAUGCUGGCCCUGUAGAGCCAGAGAAAGCCUUGCGACCUCCUGGCCCCAGAAAGGAGAAGUCACUGCACAGAGGAGCUGAAAAGGGUCUGCCUCCUGCUGCAGCAGGUUCUGGUGCUGAUGGGAAGCCCACCCCAUCCUGGAUCACCACUGCUCGACAGAAACAACGAGAGGUCCCAGACCAGCCGCCCAACCAGGAAGACAAGCCUGUGUCACGGAUCCUGAAGACAGAAACAGGAAAGCCCGCCAAGGCACCUGAGAGAGUCCAGGAGCCCAUGAAGCAGGCUGACUUUGUCCGCAGCAAGUCUUUCCUGAUGACCCCUGCUAAGCCUGCUGUGAGCCAGAGGCAGGGGGCAAAACUCAGCCUCAAGGAGGGGCUGCAGAGAGGAAUCUCACUGUCCCAUCAGAACCUAGCUCAGGCUGCGGUGAUGACCGAGAAGGAGUUGCAUCAGCUGAAGAGAGCCAGUUAUGCCAGUACAGAUCAGCCAUCCUGGAUGGAACUUGCCAGAAAGAAAUCUCAAGCUUGGAGUGAUAUGCCCCAAAUCAUAAAAUAGAUUGGCAGCAUGCUGACAAAGAAUGUCCACUGUGUUGAUGGGCCACUUAGUUUAAAACUGCCAAUAAAUCAUGGCAAACAGACUGUGAAACAUAAGAUUGAUUUAUCGUGCAGUUGUGAUGAGCAGCAGGCAGAGGAAGGAACCGGGCAAAAAAAAUUUAAAAAAAAAAAAAAGAAAAAAAGGAACAAACAGAGCCGACAGCCUGGGCAAGAGAGGCCGAGCAAGAACGCUGAAAACGUCCAGGAACGGUUCGUGCCGCCGAGGUAUGAAUGUGAGCCUUUGACAGUGCCGUGGCUAAGGGCCUCAACCCAGGGCCGCAAGCGGAGAUGAGAAGGCGGGCGCGGGAAUGCCUGGGUGGAAGCCGCGGGCGCUGACCGGAAGCCGGGAGCCGGGGGUGUGCCGCUCAGCCUGGCCAGUCUCCUGCGCAGCCCUUUCCUCUCGUGUUUACACUAGGCAUGACAUUUAUGGUAAAACAGGGACGCCGUUUCCAAGAGCAGCUAUUAAAACAAUCGGAUUUCCUGAAGAUAGCCUCUGAGGAGAGGAAGGAACGUAGUAGGGUUGUCAAUUCAUAGACUGUUUCCAAAAAUAGUUUUUAAACUUUUCCACUAGGCAUCUGUGUCCUGAACCACUGCACAAUGCAUUGCCUGUUUAAUAAAAGGUUUCAAACAUG